UAGGGCCAAUUUCAGGAUCUCGGAACAACGCGCGUUGGCCCUCGUCGGCCGCCAUCUCGGUGCUUCUGAGGGUGUGUCAGUCGCUGAGGAGGGCCUCGGGGGCCGUAGACACGGAGGGAAAGUGUUUGAAGUGGUACGGUGAUCUGUGUUCAGCGGUGAAGAUCGAGGCUAUCUCCAGGUACCGUUAACAUUCGAGGAUGUGGCUGUGGGCUUCUUCUGGGAGGAGUGGCAGUUACUGGCUCCAUCUCAGAAGGACCUGUACCGGGAUGUGAUGUUGGAGAACUAUAGGAACCCGGUGUCAGUGGGUUAUCAAGCCAGCAAACCAGUUUCACUCUUCCAGUCGUUGCAAGGAGAACCACCAUGGACGGUAGAGGGAGCAGCUCGGAGUCAAAGCUGUCCAGAAGAAAUAUGGGAGAUUGACCAUAUGCACUGGAACCCAGAAAACCAAAAUGAGAGUAAAACCUUGGAAAGAGAUCAGCAAAGUUAUGCACUUGGAAAUAAUUCCACUUUAUGUGAAAGUCUUGUUCCUUUAACACAAAGACACAAUAAGUUUGGCUCACAUUGUAAAAGUUUGAAACCACAUUUGGGUUUUGUUAUUCAGAAUAGAAGACAUGCAGGAGAGGACUCUGAUGAGUUUAGUGGAUGUGGGAAAUCAUCAGUCUACAUCCAGCAAGAUACAACUCUUAGUGGACUUAAAUGCCAUGGAUGGGUGAAACCCAGUGGCACUAGAUCACAGUUCAAUGAACAUAAAAAAACUUAUACAGAAGAGAAAGCACAUGAAUGCAGUAAGUGUGGGAAAGCCUUCUCCAGGAAGGCACAGCUCAUUAGGCAUCAGAGAACUGAAAGAGGAGAGAAGCCACACAGAUGCAAUGAAUGUGGGAAAACAUUCAUGAGGAAGAUUCAGCUCACUGAACACCAGAGGACUCAUACUGGAGAGAAACCCCACGAAUGUAGUGAAUGUGGAAAAGCCUUCUCUAGAAAGUCGCAGCUCAUGGUACAUCAGAGAACUCAUACAGGAGAGAAACCCUACGGGUGCAUUGAAUGUGGCAAAGCCUUCAGCCGGAAGUGCCGGCUCAGUAGACAUCAGCGAUCUCACACUGGAGAGAAACUCUACGGAUGCAGUGUGUGUGGGAAAGCCUUCUCCCAGAAGGCAUACCUCAUUGCACAUCAGAGACUUCACACGGGAGAGAAGCCUUAUAAAUGCAGUGAAUGUGGAAGAACUUUCUUUUUCAAGUCAGACCUGACCAAGCAUCGGAGAAUUCACACAGGAGAGAAACCUUACGGAUGCAGUGAGUGUGAAAAAGCCUUCAGGAGCAAGUCAAAGCUCAUUCAGCAUCAGCGAACUCAUAUUGGAGAGAGACCGUAUGAGUGCAGCGAAUGUGACAAAGCCUUUGCCCACGUGUCAGUCCUCAUUAAACAUAAGAAAACUCACACAAGAGAGAAAGCUAUAAAUUCACUGAAGGUGGAGAAACCUUCCUAAGCUCAGAGUAGAGUCAGUAGAGACCCAGGAUUGACCUGGGGCUCUUUGUACAUGAGUGAACUUGCACAGGAGCAAAGCAACAGGAACACAGUGCCUGUGGAAAUACCUUCUUUGGGAACUCAGCCCUUGUUAAGCCUUUGUGAGUUCCUCGGGGGUAGAAAUGUAGUGUUUGUGGAACAGCCUUUUCUAAGAAGGCAGGCCUCAGUAGGUAAUCGGGAAUUUCCACAGGGAAUAAGUCUUGCAAAUGCAGUGAAUGUGACACCUUCUUUGAUAAAUUAUGUCUUAUAUAUUAUAGACAUUGUGUAGGAAAGUGGUAACAAAAUAUAUCUGAUAUCAGAAAAGCCUGUAGCAAGAAUCCUCGACAUAUGUCAGAGUUCAUUUUGGACACAAAUGCUAUGGGAUGCACUGGUGGUAUAGAGGUAUAGAGGUGGUAUAGAGGAUAAAUCUGUGAGAAUUCAGACUUACUAAAUUUCUAUGAAAUUUCACUGGGCAGCAAUGCAGAUAAUGUGAGAAAACCUUUUCCUGGAGGUGAUACCUCCAUUGGUAUCGAAGAAUUCCCACAGGACCAGAACAUUAGGAAAGAAUGUGAUGAUGAUUUCAGUGAUAAGUUCUACCUCAUCCCAUCAGAGAAGUGUAGAAACAUACCUCUAGAGACAUCGAAUAUGGAUAACGCUUUCAGUAAAAUGUGGAAGAACUCGUAGGAAGGAGAAACCCCUGAACACAAUAAAAGAUGGGAAUUCUAAGAUGGGGAUUCUAUUGCCAAACUAACAAAUGUGUCACAAUUUUGAAUCUUGGGAAUCUGGGAAAGACUUCUCUAAUAAAUGAAAUCCUGUGUUAUGUAGCAAAAACCUGUGAAUGUGAUGAAUAUGGAGCUACAACUUUAUUAAGUCUCUUA
Molecule: messenger RNA, 2375 nt
Organism: Neogale vison (American mink)
Lineage: Eukaryota; Metazoa; Chordata; Mammalia; Carnivora; Mustelidae
Gene: ZNF577
Product: zinc finger protein 577
Exons: 4
Coding region: 272-1480 (402 amino acids)
Biological process (GO): regulation of transcription by RNA polymerase II
Molecular function (GO): RNA polymerase II cis-regulatory region sequence-specific DNA binding; DNA-binding transcription factor activity, RNA polymerase II-specific
Source: RefSeq, a predicted model, not a curated record